AUCCGUCUCCUUAAGAGCUUGCGGCUUUGUUAAUUUUCCUGUGACUUGCACUCCUCUUGAACCCUUCGGUACUCUUCCCGGACGGCAGAACCAUGGACCCGGAGGGGUCCAAGAGUAGUCAUGAAGGAGAAGCGAGGAAAGAGAGGAAAGCUCAAAAGAUUCCCUUCUUUAAGCUCUUUGCCUUCUCUGAUGCACGGGAUUACGUCCUUAUGGCCUUGGGGUCAGUGAGUGCAUGUGUGCAUGGGGCCUCCGUGCCCGUCUUCCUCAUCUUCUUCGGGAAGCUCAUAGAUGUUGCUGCCGUUGGCUCCAGCAACCCUGCCUCAGUUUCGCACAAAGUUGGAGAGUACGCACUGGAUUUUGUUUAUUUGGGCUUUGGAAUACUGGUUUCAGCAUGGAUAGAGGUGGCUUGUUGGAUGCACACUGGUGAGAGGCAAGUAUCAAAGAUUAGAUUGGCAUAUCUUCGAGCUAUGUUGAAUCAAGAAAUAGGGGUAUUUGACACCGAAGCUUCAACAGCAGAAGUGAUUGCCUCCAUUACCAAUGAUAUUAUUGUGAUACAAGAAGCUAUAUCUGAAAAGGCUGGAAACUUCUUGCACUUUAUGACCCGUUUCAUUGUGGGAACUGCAAUUGGAUUUUCCUAUGUUUGGCAAGUCAGCCUUGUGACCUUGUCUGUAGUCCCCUUGAUUGCCAUUUUUGGCGGGACAUAUGUCUACGUUGCUACUGGUCUUAUCGCUAAAGUUCGAAAAUCUUAUGUUAAGGCUGGAGAAAUAGCCGAGGAGGUGAUUGGGAAUGUUCGCACUGUCCAAGCAUUCGUUGGAGAAGAGAAGGCUGUGAAAUCAUACAAGAACGCACUUUUGGAAACAUACAAGUAUGGGACGAAGGCAGGGCUGGCCAGGGGCCUAGGCAUUGGAUCCACGUACUUUGUUCUUUUCUCUUCAUGGGCACUGGUUUUAUGGUACAGCAGUGUUACCGUCCAUAAGGGCAUAUCCAAUGGAGGAGAGGCAUUUGCCACCAUGAUGAACGUCGUCGUUGCUGGCCUGUCCCUUGGACAGGCAGCACCAAGUGUUUCCAUAAUCAUAAGAGCAAGAACUGUCGCACAUCCCAUAUUUGAGAUGAUAAAGAGACAAGCAGCUGCCAAAGCAAGAUGCAGUACCGGGAAGACACUGCCCAAGGUGGAUGGGCACAUCCAGUUCUCCAAUGUGAGCUUCAGCUACCCGUCGCGGCCAUUUGCGCUCGUCCUCGAUGAGUUCAAUUUGGACAUACCAUCUGGAAAGAUCGUUGCUCUCGUGGGCGGAAGCGGAUCAGGAAAGAGCACGGUGAUCUCCCUCAUCGAGCGGUUCUACGAGCCCCUUUAUGGAGCUAUAUUACUAGAUGGAUGCAGCAUCAAGGAUCUGGAGCUCAGGUGGCUGAGGCAGCAGAUUGGUUUGGUCAGUCAAGAACCUGUGCUUUUUGCCACAAGCAUUCUAGAGAACAUCCUCUAUGGGAAAUAUGAUGCAACUGAUGAUGAGAUCACCGAUGCUCUCAGGCUGUCGGGGGCACUAGACUUCAUUGAGAACCUUCCUGAUGGAUAUGAGACGCAGGUAGGUGAGAGAGGGAUCCAGCUCUCAGGAGGGCAGAAGCAGCGAAUUGCGAUAUCUCGAGCGAUGCUGAAAAACCCUGCGAUUCUUCUCCUCGAUGAGGCCACGAGUGCUCUGGAUGCUGAGUCUGAGAAGAGCCUUCAAGAGGCUCUCGACCGGAUCAUGGUGGGUCGCACGACGGUCUUGGUCGCCCAUCGGCUGUCUACGGUCAGAAAUGCGGACAUCAUCACUGUUUUUAAAGCUGGAAAAAUCGUGGAGGCUGGAACUCAUGAGGAGCUCAUUGCAGAUCCUCAGGGUGCCUAUUUCUCUCUUGCUAGGCUCCCAGAGCAGCAACCAUUCCACCUGGAGAAUGUCACUGCUGAACGAACUCUAAGCAUGAGAUCUUCACUGGAACUAUCAGGUAGAUGGACAAGCCUUGGAGUUAGCUUUCACUCCGAGGGGGACUCCAUCAGCCGUUGCAAUCCAGAUGCGGAUGGCUUGCCAAAGGUGAGGCCAGUUUCUAUGAGAAGAUUAUAUUCCAUGGCUAGUCCUGAUUGGAUAUUUGCGCUGUUUGGAACCAUAAGUGCCUUUAUUGUUGGUAUCCAAGUACCGCUCUUUGCUCUCGGAAUUACACAAGCUCUAGUUGCCUUCUACAUGGAUUGGGAGACCACGCAAAGAGAAAUUAGGAAGCUUGUAAUCCUUUUCUGUGGUGGCGCUAUUCUCGCCAUAUUCUCUCAUUCUGCCGAGCACCUCAGCUUUGGAGUUCUUGGGCAAAGACUCACACUUCGCGUUCGUGAAAGGAUGUUUGCAGCGAUGUUGCGUAAUGAGAUGGGAUGGUUUGAUAACAUGAGAAAUACCUGCUCGAUGCUGUCAUCUCGACUGGAAGCUGAUGCCACUCUGCUGCAAACGAUCGUUGUCGACCGCUCAUCGAUCCUCCUGCAGAACGCUGGAAUGAGUGUGGCAUCAAUAGUCAUUGCCUUCAUUUUGAAUUGGCGGAUAACUCUUGUGGUACUGGCCACAUACCCAUUCACAGUCACUGGGUAUAUGAGUGAGAAACUAUUCCUGCGAGGUUUUGGGUUGAACUUGAGCGAGGCCUACUUGAAGGCCAACACGCUUGCUGCUGAGGCUGCAAGCAAUAUCCGCACGGUGGCUGCCUUCUGCUUGGAAGAGAAGGUUGUUGAGCUCUAUGCCCGUGAGCUCAAGGAACCCUCCAAGGGCUCUUUCCGACGCGGCCAGACUGCAGGCCUUUUCUGUGGCCUUUCUCAGUGCUUCCUUUAUUCCACCUUUGGCCUUGCCCUGUGGUAUGGAUCUGUCCUAAUGGGCAAGGGGCUUGCAAGCUUCGGGUCUGUCAUCAAAAGCUUUCUCGUCUUGAUGGUAACGGCAGCGGUCACAGGAGACACCGUUGGCCUGGCGCCGGACAUCAUGAAGGGAAAUAAGAUGGCAUCAUCAGUAUUUGAAGUUAUCGACAGGAAGACUGAGAUGGAUGGUGACAUAGGUGAGGAUGUAGGGAUGGUGACGGGGGAAAUUGAGUUGAGAAGAGUCGAGUUCCACUACCCUUCAAGGCCUGAUGUUCAGGUUUUCAAAGAUUUCAAUUUGAGAAUAAAGGCCGGCAAGAGCAUGGCGUUGGUUGGGACCAGCGGGUCCGGCAAGAGCACGGUGCUCUCUCUUAUAUUAAGAUUCUACGAUCCAAUUGCUGGGAAUGUGAUGAUUGAUGGUAAGGAUAUAAAGAAGCUCCGGUUGAAGUCUCUCCGGAAACACAUAGGCCUAGUUCAGCAAGAGCCGGCUCUAUUUGCCACAACAAUCAACGAAAAUAUCUCAUAUGGCAAGGAUGGCGCGACGGAGGCCGAGGUGGUUGAGGCUGCUAAGCUUGCUAAUGCCCACUCCUUCAUCAGUGCCCUUCCGGACGGCUACUCGACCGAGGUUGGAGAUCGAGGGGUUCAGCUUUCAGGCGGGCAGAAGCAGCGGGUAGCCAUUGCACGAGCCAUCAUCAGAAAUCCUGCCAUCUUGCUCCUUGAUGAGGCUACGAGCGCGCUUGACGUCGAGUCGGAGCGCAUAGUGCAGCAGGCUCUGGAAACGGUCAUGAAGGACCGCACCACCGUUGUGGUGGCACAUAGGCUAUCUACUAUUCAGAGUGCCGAUAUCAUCUCAGUCUUGCAAGAGGGGAAGAUCGUAGAACAAGGAAAGCACUCAAGCUUGCUGGAGAAAGAGAAUGGAGCCUACUAUAAAUUGAUUAACUUGCAGCAACAACAGUAACAAAAGCAGUAGGGGGGCCUGAUUGACGUAAACUUCAAGGAUGACUUGUUUCAUACUACAAACCAGUCAUGUUUGGGUGUUUGUUGGGUUCUUGUAUGGAGAUCUUUCAUAAAAGAUAUGCGGCUUUGGGUGACGAUUUAAAAUAAAGUAAAAUAUUUUAAAUACAAUCUCCAUAUGUUUUUCCAUGUUUUUGACAAGUAAUCAUGAUAUAGCUCGAGUUUGCAAGUGAUACAUCAUUUGUUUUAAAGGGAAAGAUAAAUAUGUAUUUGUUUGUGGGAAUUAUGAUAACUGGCAUGCACUUUUUUC
Phoenix dactylifera (date palm) is the source of this 4112-nucleotide messenger RNA. Its product is annotated as ABC transporter B family member 2-like. The record is from RefSeq and is a predicted model, not a curated record. NCBI's taxonomy places the organism in Eukaryota, Viridiplantae, Streptophyta, Magnoliopsida, Arecales, Arecaceae. Gene Ontology annotation, cellular component: mitochondrial inner membrane. Gene Ontology annotation, biological process: oligopeptide export from mitochondrion. Gene Ontology annotation, molecular function: ABC-type oligopeptide transporter activity; ATP binding; ATP hydrolysis activity.